This is a messenger RNA of Angiostrongylus costaricensis, 783 nucleotides long. Lineage: Eukaryota; Metazoa; Nematoda; Chromadorea; Rhabditida; Metastrongylidae. The record is from the annotation of a GenBank genome assembly.
AUGGCGUCACCAUUGAUUGAUUCGUCCAUACAUGCAAUUCAACUCAAUCGAAUGGCUCAAGCAAAGCUACCUGUAUCCGUAGUGAGGGUACCGUAUCUUGGCUUGAAAAUUCUGCACGUCACGGAAGAAAUUUUUGGAUGGAGGGUGGACGACUACUUGAUUCGAAAGCGGGAACUCUUAGCGGAUUUAGCUGAUUUCAAAGAGAACGAGCGGUUCAUCGAGGAAACCACAAAGACGAUCGAUGAGCUUAAUCGUGAAAAAGAAGAGCAUUCUGAGAUCAUUCAACAAAUCAAUCAAGAUAAAUGUGAUCUCGAGAAGCAGAUGGACGAUGCGAGAUUCGAACAGAGGGAGAGGGAGACACAAUUGGCCAAGAAAUAUGAGACGCUGAUGAAGUUGAUGGAGUCGUCGAACGAGAAGAUCCGCGAGAGUGGACUUGGAGAGGAGUCGACGAUUCAGCCGGAUGACAUUCCACACGCCCGUAUCCCCAAAAUUUCUACUCCUCCGGUUCUUCCGGCUCCGCAAUGGAAAGGUCUGUCAGGAUUGAUUCCUCCGAUGAUGUCACUGGAUCAGAUGAUGAUGGCCAGCCAAUUCCGACCACCGCCGAACGUUCCUGCUCAUUUGAAAGCAGCCGAUCAUCAAAUUUAUCUGAAAUUAUCGAUUGAUUUCGAUUUUCAGACUUGUCAAUCGUGUUUUCAACAAAUUCAUCGUAACGCGCCGAUUUGCCCGAUGUGCAAAAGCAAAUCUCGAAGCAAAAAUCCGAAAAAGCCGAAGAAAAAGGAAUGA